CACUUCCUGAAACACCUGUUUGUCAGGUAGCUUGCGCAGCAAAGAGGGACUACCCAGUUGCUAUCGUGCUCUACGACAUGGAACAAUUGAAUAAUCGUUAGAAACAUGGACGACGAGUUUUCAAAACGUAGAACACCAUUACUUUAGUAGCCUUGCACCAAAUUAAUCCAUCAAUACACGACAAGUCGUACUUAACACGAACAUGUUCCGACAACAUCGGAAUAUACUUUUGGACAUAUACUUUUUUCUCAUAAUUUGUUUUGGCCUGUCCAACGUGUCAGCCAUCUUAGUGAGCUCUCCUGCGGAGGUCCACGGUACUAGGGGAGACUCUGUCACACUGACCUGCACUUUCACCUCCACCAGCAGGGCCACCAGCCGCAUGUCUGUUGACUGGGCCUACCGGCCGCAGAGUGGAGGCCCUCCUCAGGCCUUCUUCCACUUUUCCUCGCUCGUCUUCCCCCCCGCUGACGGGCAGUUUAAGGGGCGUGUCCAGUGGCAGGGCAGCCCCGCCCGGGGGGAUGCCACUAUAGUGCUGCUCAAUGCCACCCUGAACGACAAUGGCACCUACACCUGCUCUGUCAGGAACCCCCCUGAUGUCCACGGGUCCCCCACCUCGCACACUGUCCUCACCAUCACCCCCCGGGCGGUAGCGGUGAGGUUCUCUGACGUUGCCGUCCUCCUGGCCUUCAUCCUACUCCCCUCGGCUGUCAUAACCAUGGCUCUGAUUGGCCGCAUGUUCUGUCCCCUUAGGGACAAGAACCAAUCACAUGCUUACCGUUCACCCAUAGAGGUCAUGGACGGCGAUGAGCACGUCCUCCAACCUAAAAACACCAAGGAGAAGAACGGCAAGUGCUGUGACCUAUAUUUGAUGGAUGACUAUGAGGAGUACUACAUCCAGAAAGAGAGGCCCCAAGAGGAGGGCAUGGCUGAGUCUCAGUGCUAGACCCCCCUGGUGGCUGAUGCUGUCAUUACAGCCGCCAUCACUGUCCUGCGAAGGGAGGAUGUGAAUUCUUUCGUUCACUUUUGGAGGGAAAAAAACUUUGGAAUUCCAGUAACCUCCCUUACUUCAAAAGGAUUCACUAAACAUCCCUCUUCCUCGCAAACAAUAAUAUGAGAUAACAAAGCCAUGGGAUUUGGUAAAGAAAAUGUUUGUUCUCCACUCAGAAGGACACCAGUCCAGCUCUCUUAAGCCCUAGCAAUGUGGAUAAGUGACGAGGAGACCAGUGAAAACCAGAUUCCUGGCUUCAGCUCUGUCGAGGAGGGUGCAAAGCUGAGUAUUCAUCCACGAGAUCCGAUAGCUUAGACACACAUACACACAUGCAUGGCUCGUACAUACUGAGCACUAUGCUUCCCUAAGAUUCCAUGUUUGUUAAAUGUGUCACUUUAUUCAAACAUUUUUUACAUGAAGGAUAAUUGUAUGGGU
Osmerus eperlanus (European smelt) is the source of this 1423-nucleotide messenger RNA. RefSeq names its product myelin protein zero-like 3 (gene mpzl3). Gene Ontology annotation, cellular component: plasma membrane. NCBI's taxonomy places the organism in Eukaryota, Metazoa, Chordata, Actinopteri, Osmeriformes, Osmeridae. The transcript is spliced from 6 exons. The record is from RefSeq and is a predicted model, not a curated record. Bases 203 to 943 code for a protein of 246 amino acids.